AUUUUGGUUAGGUGUUCAAUUAGUGAGGCACAGAUAACGUUGACAUAUUUUGGCAAGGGAGAAAAUGUAGUUUAGAGCUUCAUUGAACAUAUUACGAAUAGUUAUUUUGAAUAGGUUACAGUUAAAAAUGAGUGGUGAUAAGAACUUCAUACCAGAAUACGGGUGGAAAGUUAAAUUGAAUCAUGUUUUUCCUGAAAGAAGAGAUCAAAACUUUUUCCCAAAAUUGAAGCAAAUCCCGCCAUUGUUACCGCUAGCAUUUCGGUACGUCAGGUACAUGGUGAGCUCGUACAGACACGGGCGGCAGCCGAACAUGGACUACGCCAAGAUGCUGACGGGAAAACAGAUUUAUGGCGCUCCGGUCGGGGGCAUCGGGGGUGGGACGAUCGGGCGCGGGUUCCGCGGGGAGUUCUGCCGCUUCCACAUGCGGCCGGGGCUGUACGAGUACCACACCGUGCCGGCGGACCAGUUCAUCGUCAGCAUCCAGAACUGCGAGCGCGACACCGUGUACCAGCGAGUCCUCUCUGCGCACGGGAAGCCGAGGCACGGACUGUCGUCGUGGGCGUGGGGCUUCGACGGCUCGGACGGCCAGUACUGCGCGCUCUACCCCCGCGCGUGGACCGUGUUCGACAUCCCGGAGCUCAGCGUGCGGCUGGUGUGUCGCCAGGUGUCGCCCGUCAUCCCCCACAACUACAAGGACAGCUGUGUUCCCGGGGCCGCCUUCGUUUGGACGGUGGAGAACAACGGGGACGACAAACUGUCUGUCAGCAUCACCAUGACCUUCAAGAACGGCACGGGGAGCAAGGAGGACAGGAGCGGUGGAUGCUGGAGCGAACUGUUUGAGCGGGAGGACGCUGGUGUGAAGGUGUCUGGCGUCCAGAUGCACCACAGCCUCAACAAGAUGCCUUACACAUACGCAAUAGCGGCAGUGCACCAGGAGGACGUGUCCGUGAGCCGCCUCACGCACUUCGACCCGUGCGGCAAGGGGAAGGAGGUGUGGGAGCCCCUACUGAGGGGUGGGGAGCUGGACUCGAACCCACCGCCCGCCAGCCACAAGACCCGGAACGGGGAGCAGCUGGCCUGUGCCGUGUGCGCGAGGCUGGUCGUGGCCGGAGGGACGGCCGGCCGGGCCACCUUCUCCCUCGUGUGGGACAUGCCCGUGGUCCAGUUCUCCGGCAAGAAGCACUCCUACCUCAGGUACUACACCAAGUGGUUCCCGAAGGACGGCACGGCGGCCCCGGGGCUCAGCCACUACGUGCUGGCCAACCACGACCGCUGGGAGAGCGAGAUAGACGCCUGGCAGCAGCCCAUCCUGCGAGACCCGGAGCUGCCGGACUGGUACAAGAGCGCUCUCUUCAACGAGCUGUACUUCAUCGCGGACGGGGGCUCCGUGUGGCUGCUCGCCGAGGGCCUCGGCCCCACAGACCCGAGGAGCGAGUACGGGAGGUUCAUGUACCUGGAAGGACACGAGUACCGCAUGAUCAACACGUACGACGUGCACUUCUACGCGUCGUUCGCCCUCGCCAUGCUGUGGCCGCAGCUGCAGCUGUGCCUGCAGCGCGACUUCUGCGACGCCGUGCCGCGCGAGAUCGCCACCCGCCGCUCCCACCUCUACAACGGCAAGGUCGCCUUCCGCAAGGUCAAGAACUCCAUCCCCCACGACCUGGGCGACCCAGACGUGCGGGCGGGUCCCGCAAGCUGUGCGAUGCAGGCCGGCGGGUGGCGGACGAACGGAGCUACAGCCGCGGAUCCUGUCGCAGACGAGGAGCCGCUGGAGCUGCUGAACGCGUACGGCAUCCACGACGUGGCGGACUGGCGCGACCUCAACCUCAAGUUCGUGCUGCAGUGCUUCCGCGACCAGCAGCUGACGGGCGACGAGGCCCACCUGCGCGCCGUGUGGCCCAGCGCGCGCGCCGUCAUGGAGCGCGCGCUCGAGUGGGACCAGGACGGCGACGGCCUGGUGGAGAACAGCGGCACGCCCGACCAGACCUACGACAGCUGGGUCAUGAGGGGCCCCAGUGCAUACUGUGGAGGGCUGUGGUUGGCGGCCCUGUUCAGCAUGGGCAAGAUGGCGGACAAGGUGGGGGAGACGGGAGUAGCGGCUCGCUACCGAGCCAUCCUGGUAAAGGCCAAGCAGGCUCUGCAGGAGAAACUGUGGAAUGGCAGUUACUACAACUUCGACUGCUCUGGCACGUCGCGGUCCAACACCAUCAUGGCGGACCAGCUGUGUGGACACUGGUACUUGCGGGCGAGUGGUGUUUCUGACCAGGUGUUUCCCGCGGAGAACGUGAAGUCGGCGCUGGACACCAUAUACACCCACAACGUGCUGAAGUUCCGCAACGGGACGCUGGGCGCGGUGAACGGGAUGCGGCCCGACGGCCGGGUGGACGACAUCACCAUCCAGAGCGAGGAGGUGUGGGUGGGCGUGGUCUACGCCCUGGCUGCGACCAUGAUACACGAGGGGAUGCUGGAGCAGGCGUUCAAGACGGCGGGCGGGGUGUACCACACGGUGUACCACCGCAUCGGCCUGGGCUUCCAGACGCCGGAGGCCCUGUUCGCGGAGAAGCACUACCGCUCCAUCGGCUACAUGCGUCCCCUCAGCAUCUGGGCCAUGCAGCUGGCCUGGGAGCAGCGCAAGCGGCCCGCCGCCUCGUAG
Bacillus rossius redtenbacheri is the source of this 2653-nucleotide messenger RNA. Its product is annotated as non-lysosomal glucosylceramidase. Gene Ontology annotation, molecular function: glucosylceramidase activity; beta-glucosidase activity. Gene Ontology annotation, cellular component: membrane. Gene Ontology annotation, biological process: glucosylceramide catabolic process; carbohydrate metabolic process. The record is from RefSeq and is a predicted model, not a curated record. The transcript is spliced from 16 exons. NCBI's taxonomy places the organism in Eukaryota, Metazoa, Arthropoda, Insecta, Phasmatodea, Bacillidae. The coding region runs from base 128 to 2653 and encodes 841 amino acids.